Astyanax mexicanus (Mexican tetra) is the source of this 2394-nucleotide messenger RNA. RefSeq names its product zinc finger protein 271-like. NCBI's taxonomy places the organism in Eukaryota, Metazoa, Chordata, Actinopteri, Characiformes, Acestrorhamphidae. Bases 653 to 1792 code for a protein of 379 amino acids. The transcript has 2 exons. The record is from RefSeq and is a predicted model, not a curated record. Gene Ontology annotation, cellular component: nucleus.
AUAAUUGAAAAAGAACUACAUAAAAUAAUAUGAAUUCUUACAAAUUGUUAUAAUUGUGUUAACCUUUAGUAAACAAAAGAGACUCUUAUGUUUUACACUCCUGUUGGAGGUUGGUUGAUGUGUUGUAACAGUAAAAAGGUCAUUAUUUUGCUGUGAUUUUAUUUUGAACUACAAUUCCCUGCACCAACAAGACAACUGCAUCGGAUCAACAUUUCCAAAAAACACAUCUUGAACUCAGGAGCGCAUAUCACUGUUAGCCUGAAGCCAGUGUGGUGGAAAAUAAUGAACUGUUAUCAGGAGUUGUUAAAAAAAAAAAAUCAGGUUUGUGAAGCAUUGAUUUGGAUUAAUGUAUUUGGUUAAUGUGUGGAAACUUUUAUAAAUUGGUUUAAAGGAAAAAGCUUUGGACAUCAUCUGUCGUGAUGAAGAACAAAUCAAGCAUCGGCCGUGUGAUUUGAACCAAUGUGUGUCGUUUUUUCGGCACACGCCUCAAAGCUUCAGAUUAAAGGAAAUUAAAAUAUUUUCCUGAAAUUCAUCACCAACAACCAGGAUAUUUAACUAAGAGCAAAGUUAAACUGCUGAAAGAGGUGAAGCAGAAGCCUUCCUGAAGAAUCUCCAGAACACGCAGAAAUUGUUUGCUACAUUUAAAAGACAAAUGAAGCAAAGUCCUGACAUGGAGAAACAUCAGCACUCUGUCAAGAGUUUUACUCAACAGAGUGAUCUCAAAAAACACCAGCGCAUUCACACAGGAGAGAGACCGUAUCACUGCUCGGACUGUGGGAAGAGUUUUACUGAACAGAGUAAAUUCAAAAUACAUCAACGCAUUCACACAGGAGAGAAACCAUAUCACUGCUCAGACUGUGGGAGGAGUUUUAAUCAACAGAGUCAUCUCAAAAGUCACCAGCGCAUUCACACAGGAGAGAAACCUUAUUACUGCUCAGACUGUGGGAAGAGCUUUAAUCGACUGGAGACUGUCAAACGGCAUCAGCGCAUUCACACAGGAGAGAAACCGUAUCACUGCUCGGACUGUGGGAAGAGUUUUAAUCAACAGAGUGAUCUCAAAAAACACCAGCGCAUUCACACAGGAGAGAAACCGCAUCACUGCUCAGACUGUGGGAAGAGUUUUAAUCAACAGAGUGCUCUCAAAAUACACCAGCGCAUUCACACAGGAGAGAAACCGUAUUACUGCUCAGACUGUGGGAAGAGUUUUAAUCAUCACAGUCAUCUCAAAAAACACCAGCGCAUUCACACAGGAGAGAAACUUUAUUACUGCUCAGACUGUGGGAAGAGCUUUAAUCAACUGGAGACUGUCAAACGGCAUCAGCGCAUUCACACAGGAGAGAAACCGCAUCACUGCUCGGACUGUGGGAAGAGUUUUACUGAACAGAGUGCUCUCAAAAUACACCAGCGCAUUCACACAGGAGAGAAACCGCAUCACUGCUCGGACUGUGGGAAGAGUUUUACUGAACAGAGUGCUCUCAAAAAACACCAGCGCAUUCACACAGGAGAGAAACCGUAUCACUGCUCAGACUGUGGGAAGAGUUUUAAUCAACAGAGUAAUCUCAAAAUACACCAGCGCAUUCACACAGGAGAGAAACCGUAUCACUGCUCAGACUGUGGGAAGAGUUUUACUAAACAGAGUAAUCUCAAAAGUCACCAGCGCAUUCACACAGGAGAGAAACCAUAUCACUGCUCAGACUGUGGGAAGAGUUUUACUAAACAGAGUAAUCUCAAAAAACACCAGCGCAUUCACACAGGAGAGAAAAAUGUCCCAAAUUUGUCUCAUGGCAAUUAAAAGCGCAAAUCAUAAAUUCCACCAGAAACAAAUAUGAACUGUAUUUAACAAUGGAUUUUACAGGUUCAGCAAAACUAUUCUUAUCCAGGGAUGAUGUGUAUAGAAUUCCAUGUUAUGUUUGUAUGUCUUGUAAGUUUGAAUAUUCCAGGACAUUCUUUGUGAGACAGAGCUCAGUUUUUAGGUUAGUUACUGUUGCGCAGUAAGGUUACAGGCUCAUUCACUCCCUCUGCUGGUGUUCUUGUUUGUCUAUGGUUCAGUCCAAUUAAAAAUCUGUUACUAUAGAGGGAUAUAGAGGGAUAUUUGGUUGUGUUGUAUUACUCAAGUUUUAUACUCUCUUAUCUUUUCCUUAUUGAAUAUUAAAUGUUGCUUAUGUUUUUUUUAAUCUCCAAAGUUACUAAGAAUAUCCAAAUAAUGUAGUUUCUUAAUUGUUUUUAUCCAGUACAAACUAUUAUCGCUGCUACUGUGUUGCCAGUUGCCAGUGUUGUAUCUUAAAAAGUCCACACUAAACUGUGAGAGGUUUAAGCUUGACGAGAAAUAUCGUCACGUCUUAAUCUCGUGAGAUCUCGUGCCACGAUACAGGAUUUGCUAUUUUACUGACCAAA